GAUCAAGUACAAUCUUGGAAGUAAUACUUCCGGAGUUCCAGUCAUAUUCAUAUGAGAGCUUUGGGGUUACAGUAGAACUUCUACUCACAUUCUGAGAUAGAGGAAGAAAGGAAGUGUGUGGUGCAGCUAGAGUUGGGAAGAAAAUCAGAGAUGGUUAGCUUGGACUAUAUUCUGGUACCAGCGGGUCUCUUUGUGCUGGGAAUAUAUCAUAUUUGGCUCUUAAUCACAGUUCUGCAUAAUCCCAUAAGAACUGUUAUUGGCCUCAAUGCUUACACUCGUGAACAGUGGGUUUUCUCCUUGAUGACUGACCCCUUGAAGAAUGGUGUUUUGAUUGUACAAACUUUACGCAACAACAUAAUGGCAUCGACACUUUUGUCAACAGCAGCAAUUACUCUUUGUUCUGUGAUCGUUGUAUUUGUGAGCAGCGAAUCCAGCUCCAAUAGCACUGUAUCAGUACACUUAGCAUACUCUUACACUCCCACCUUACUUUCAAUCAAGUACUUGUGCAUUAUGAUUUGCUUUCUUGUUGCAUUUCUCUGCAAUAUGCAGUCUACUAGAUAUUGUGCCCAUGUCAGCUUCUUGGGCACUGUCCCAACAUGGAAAAACAAGACAGGUUUCAUUGAGUAUGUUGCGGCAACUUUGAACCGAGGAUAUUACUUUUGGGCACUAGGACUGAGAGCAUUCUACCUCUCUGUUCCUCUCUUUCUCUGGAUCUUCGGGCCAAUACCUAUGUUUCUUAGUUGUUGUGUUAUGUCAGUUAUGCUCUAUUUCUUGGACACAACCUCCAGCUUUGCACAAAUUAUUCAUACGCAAUUGUUCAAGGAGGAUGAAGCAAGAACCAAUGAUGUGGAAUCGAUUUCUCAACCAUUGAACAAUUCUGAACAUGAGAACUUCCAACUCCGUGAUCCUCUACUGACCAGGUCCGGCUAGCUGUAACUCAUUCCAUUUGCAUCUAAUGUAUGGUGCUGGAUAUAUGGUCUGUCUGCAGUAUGUUUCUGUUGCUGGUUGCUAUAUUUGCAGCGGCAGCAUGAGGAUUUUGGACAGAAGUGUUGCACCAUGAUCUAUGCUUGAUCGAGCGUCUACAUGCGUUACCUUCUU
Molecule: messenger RNA, 1098 nt
Organism: Fragaria vesca subsp. vesca
Lineage: Eukaryota; Viridiplantae; Streptophyta; Magnoliopsida; Rosales; Rosaceae
Exons: 3
Coding region: 151-930 (259 amino acids)
Source: RefSeq, a predicted model, not a curated record